UGAAAAGAUCCAAAACUAACCCGUCUUUUGUCCCCUUUCCUUCCAUCAAAUUUUCUCGGAAAAGAAAACGCGAGAAAAUUUAAAAGAAAAUUCACAUUAUUUUUGGUUUUCCAGUUAAACCCCUAAGAAAACCGUUUUCAGCUCUCACUCCUCUCUCUCUCGCUCUCUUUUCCUUUUCUCCUCAUUUUCGAAAUAAAUAAAUGACAUCAUUUAUAGGGUGUUCUAUGUCUGUUGAAUCUUAUAAUUACUGAAUUUUUCAAUUCUCAAUCCCUAGAAUUAUUCUUCGACUAUGGAGGAAGGGACUAGCAGCGGCGGACAGUCUUCGUCAGCCAGAGUAAUGCCGUCCUAUGUGAAAUUAGGAGACAGACAAAUAUUUACGGUGGAGCUCCGACCCGGAGAAACAACAUUCGUUUCUUGGAAGAAGCUUAUGAAAGACGCUAAUAAAGUCAAUAACGAACCCGUACCCAGUCCUGACCCGCCACCGGUCACCGCCCACCCUAACCUCGAGUCUCGCCUCGCUGCUGGACAAGCAGAUGCUGAAAAUGAAGCCAAGGAACCGCCCGCUCCCAAUCGUUUCAAUGCUGUAAUUGAGAAAAUUGAACGUCUCUAUAUGGGUAAGGAUAGUAGUGAUGAUGAAGAUGAUCUAAAGGAUGUUCCCGAUGAUGAUCAAUAUGAUACAGAGGAUUCCUUUAUUGACGAUUGUGAUCUGGAUGAAUAUUUUGAAGUGGAUAAUUCAGCAAUAAAACACAGUGGAUUCUUUGUCAACAGGGGAAAGCUGGAACGGAUAAAUGAACAUACUGCUAUACCUAAUCAGCAAGCAAAGAAAAGGCGAAAAAAAGAUUUAAAUAAGGCUCCUGCUGAGAGUGAUGAUGGUCGGAUAUCAAAUAAACAUGUUAAAGUAGGUAAGCUAGGAGCUGGAAAGACAGAGCAACUACCUGGAAAGGAUUCUCUUAGUCCUUUGCAAUUAUUGGCUGUAACAAGCGAACAUUAUGAGGAUGUUAAACCUCAGAAUUUAUCACAUGCAUCUGGAAUAUCUUCCAAGAAGAAAUCUGCUGAAACUAAAAUGAUUUUGGACCCGUCUUCAUCUGUAAAAGUUUCCAAUGGUGAUGCUUCUAUAUCUUUAGCAGACACUACUGAUGUUGAAAAGCCAAAGACUGGAGGGCUCCAAGCAAAGAACCUAACAAACAAAUCAAAAGAUGCCAGUGGAUCCCUAGAUGCUUCACUUCAGAAAUAUCAUGACAAAAGUACGUAUUCCCAGUCCAAGUUGCAGUCUGCAAAAUCAAUAGCAAAUAAUGUUGAACAUGAAUCAUCUCUUCGAUCAAAGGAGAAGAAUGGUGUUCAUGAGCUGCCUGAUCUCAAUAUACCAGAUGGCAAGAUUUCCAUGCAAAUAAUUAAAACCUCACACGUCCACAAAAAGGAUAGUUCUAGUGUUAGGUCCAAAGGUUCAGUGCUAGAAAAUGCAAUCAAGGAACUGGAGAAGAUGGUUGCUGAAUCAAGGCCACCUGCGUUGGACAGUCAAGAUGCUGAUACCUCAUCCCAAGCAAUCAAAAGGAGAUUGCCUAGAGAAGUAAAAUUGAAGCUUGCAAAAGUUGCUAGACUAGCGGCUAGCCAGGGAAAAUUAUCGAAGGAGCUGAUCAAUCGCCUUAUGAGCAUUCUUGGGCACUUAAUGCAACUUAGAACACUGAAGAGAAACUUAAAAGUCAUGAUCAGCAUGAGCUUGUCAGCAAAGCAGGAGAAAGAUGAUAGGUUUCAACAGAUAAAGAGAGAAGUUGCUGAGAUGAUAAAGACACAUGGCCCUUACUUGGAAUCCAAGGCAUUGGAACAAGUUGGAGCAUCUGAUGAUUUUCAAGAAAUUGGUCCUCAGGAAAAAGGAGCCGUGAAAAGGAAAUUUAGCAUGGAUACUUUGUUGGAGGAUAAAGUUUGUGAUCUUUAUGACCUUUUUAUUGAUGGACUGGAUGGUGAUGCUGGCCCAGCAGCCAGAAAAUUAUAUAUAGAGCUUGCAGGAUUGUGGCCUAGUGGUUUCAUGGACAACCAUGGGAUCAAACGUGCAAUUUGUAGGGCAAAAGAGAGAAGAAGAGCCUCGUACAACAAAACCAAGGAGCAGGAGAAAGUGAAGAGAACAAAGAUGUUGGCAUCCAGAUUGGAUGACAGUGCCCGACCAGAAGCUGGCUCUGUUGCUUCCAAACAACCUACGGGAGAUAGGUUGCCUAUUGACACAAGUGGCCCUAUUUUGGGUUUAACAAGCAAACCAGUUACCGACUCAGCAACAGGAGCUGUCCGGGGACCAAGUCCUUCGAGAAAAUCAUCUGAUGCGGAUCCAAUAAAACAAGAAAAGUCAAAAGUUAGUUUAAGCAAUCCUAUGGAAGAGGCGAAGAUGGGAUUAGAAGGUGGAGUAGCAAAGAAGAAGGCUAAAAGGAAGCCAGAAGUAGAGUUGGACGAAACUCACAUCCGUCCUGAGAAGGUGCAAACCCAAUCAAGUGGAGAACGACACGAGGUUCGUAAGCAGAUGCGAGGUCUACCUCAAAAGUUAAACCUUCAGUUGACUAUUCCAAGUUCCGAACAGUCAUAGCUAACAUAGUGUAGAUGAUUUAGGAAAUUUACACCAUAGAAGUGAUUGUAUAACUUUUUUUUUGUUUUUAAUAUCUUGGCAGCAGGCUUCAUUUAAUUCUGAGCAGCUGACUUUUACCAUUUUUGUAAUUAAGUUCUGCAUGUGCAUUGUCAAAGUAGAGUUUCUUUUUUAAAUAGAAGGUGAUACAGACCACUGUAUUUUACUGGUACAAUGAUGUGUUUUUUCUGUAAAUUUAUAGUUUGUGUCGAUUUUGAUGAA
Molecule: messenger RNA, 2827 nt
Organism: Mercurialis annua (annual mercury)
Lineage: Eukaryota; Viridiplantae; Streptophyta; Magnoliopsida; Malpighiales; Euphorbiaceae
Product: ubinuclein-1
Exons: 13
Coding region: 290-2569 (759 amino acids)
Cellular component (GO): nucleus
Source: RefSeq, a predicted model, not a curated record